CGUCCGAGCCUAUCAGAGUCCCAACUCUCCUCCUCCUCCACACUGCGCCUAAACUUGGGCGCCUUAACAUCUCACUGCUUCCUGGAGACUUUCAACAGUUGCAAAACUCUCUUCAAUAGGGCAUUAAAAAGGGGGGUGUGGGUUUGGAAUUAACAGCCUGCCUGAAGCCCCGCUGGGAAGGGGAACUCCUGCCUCAGAAGCCCAACGACUCCAUCAGUUUCCUACCCCCCCCUCCCCCCCUUCAUCCCACUUUCCCAAGCACCCCCCCCCCCCCCGGAAGAUCAGAGCGGUGCGAGGCUGGUCGGCGGAGGCAGAGCGGCGGACAGGCUGAUUACCGGCUCCCGUGAGCAGAGAGGGAGCGCUACGUGCACCCCGGUCCACACCACUUUGUGAUUCGCUCGUUAUUCUUUUUUUGGUGCAAACCAUUCUUUCUGCCCACUCCCUCCCUCCCUCCCCCCCCCCACCCCGAUACAUUCGUUUCGAUACCGAUUCUAGAAUGACGUCUCUGACCGGGACAGUACCGCGGAUGAUGCGACCAAAUCCAGGUCAGAAUUACAGCAGGGCCGGAUUCCCAUUAGAAGUGUCGACGCCUCUGGGCCAGGGCAGAGUUAACCAGUUGGGAGGAGUGUUUAUUAACGGCAGACCCUUACCGAAUCAUAUUCGACACAAAAUAGUGGAAAUGGCCCAUCACGGUAUCCGGCCCUGUGUCAUAUCCAGACAGCUGCGAGUCUCUCACGGCUGCGUUUCCAAAAUCUUGUGCCGCUACCAAGAGACUGGCUCUAUCCGGCCCGGGGCGAUCGGAGGCAGCAAGCCCAGGCAGGUAGCAACGCCUGAUGUAGAGAAAAAAAUCGAGGAGUACAAGAGAGACAACCCGGGGAUGUUUAGCUGGGAGAUCAGGGACAAGUUGCUGAAAGACGGGAUUUGCGACAGGAGCACCGUGCCUUCAGUGAGUUCCAUCAGUCGGGUGUUAAGAGCCAAGUUUGGAAAGAGAGAUGAUGACGAAGAAAUGGAGAAGAAAGAGGAAGAAGGGGGCAGAAAGACUAAACAUAGUAUUGAUGGAAUCCUCGGGGAGAAAGGUAACCGACUGGACGAUGGGGCCUCCGACGUGGAGUCAGAGCCGGACCUGCCUCUGAAGCGGAAGCAGCGGCGCAGUCGCACCACCUUCACCGCCGAGCAGCUGGAGGAACUGGAGAAAGCCUUCGAGAGGACCCACUACCCAGACAUCUACACCCGAGAGGAGCUAGCCCAGAGGACCAAGCUCACAGAGGCACGGGUCCAGGUGUGGUUCAGUAACCGUCGUGCACGGUGGCGUAAGCAGGCCGGAGCCAAUCAGCUGGCAGCCUUCAACCACCUGUUGCCGGGAGGUUUUGCGCCCACUGGAAUGCCAACCUUACCCCCAUACCAGUUGGCUGAGUCAUCGUACCCAUCGACCGCCCUCUCCCAAGAUGGAGGGAGCACAGUGCACAGGCCCCAGCCACUGCCACCAUCGUCCAUGCACCAGAGCGGUCUGGCAGUCGCCGCGGAGAGCGCCUCCUACGGCCUGGCGUCCAAUCGGCACAGCUUCUCCAGCUACCCCGACAGCUUCAUGAACCCGACGGGACCCAACAACAUGAACCAGGUCAGCAAUGGACUCUCUCCACAGGUGAUGAGCAUCUUGAGCAACCCCGCAGCCGUCUCUACUCAGCCGCAGCACGACUUCUCCAUCUCGCCGCUGCACGGGAGCCUGGACACCUCCAACCCACUGUCCGCCAGCUGCAGCCAGCGCGUCGACUCCAUCAAGGCAGUGGAGAGCCUGCCCACCUCUCAGUCCUACUGCACGCCCGCCUACAGCACCUCUGGAUACAGCAUGGACCCCGUGCCCGGCUACCAGUAUGCCCAGUAUGGACAGAGUGCGGUGGACUACCUGACCAAGAACGUGAGCCUGUCCACACAGAGGCGGAUGAAGCUGAGCGAGCACUCGGCUGUCCUGGGAUUACUGCAGGUGGAGACGGGCCAAGCUUACUGAGAGCCGGCGGGCUCCGCGCAACGUCCCCGAGGGAACCUGUGGCCGGGCGGGCGAGCGGCCGUCUCUGACACCCCACCCGGCUGGGCAAUUCCAGACACCUCUCCAUCUCCGCCCUCCUCCAUCGGCGCCCCGCCAAACCCACCCGCCACACGUGUAUCUCCAGUCCCGGCCGAUGCUUGCAGCUUAGAAUCGCCCCUCUCCCGUAUAUACGGUACACUGGAAGCUCUGUAAGAGUGUAAACUUUUUUAAAUUGCUGUUCAAAUUGCACCCCCCCCCCCCCCCCCCUCCCUCUUCCCCCUUGACCCGACACAAACUCAGAGCCCAGAGGCGGAGCUGUGACCCUUCCACCCCCCACCCCGCCACUAAUUCCGUGGACACAUGGGCGCUGGACAAAGCAGGAGAGAAGUCCAGGGGAUAACCUGCUCCAACGCCUCUUCUCGCCAGCCACGAAAUCCAAACUUCAGGCGUACAACGUCAGGGCAGUCCGUGCGCCGGCUUCGCCCAUCCAGGUAGCGACUGAGGUCCCCGCCGUAUCAGAUGAAGGUUCCGCUCCUUCAGCUGGAAGGGGAGAUUGUGCUGAGAAGCGCCCGCUUUCUGGGAGCCUCCACUCCUGCCACAGAAUCUUCAGAUAGACUUCAGCAAGAAAGCGCCGUGCAGACACCCACAAACUGUGUGUUGGGACUUGGGGAGGGUGGGUUGGGUCGCAAGUAAACGUCUGUGAUUUUUAACUAUUUUUAAUUCUAAUGAAUGCAAAGUAUCAAUGGGGGGUUCAAAGUACAUAUAAACAUUCCAGCGUGGAUUUACAGGAAACUGUUUGACUGUGUGGCGCUUGGCGCUGAGUUAUCCGUGUAGUUUGUUUCUAAAGGACUCUUUUUUUGAUUGAGGUUUAACGGUGGGUCUCAGACCCGCGCUGUGUCCUGUCUCUGUUACCCUGCCCUUAGUCCAGGAAGAAUCGUUCAUAAAAGGGGGAUUUUCGCGUCACCUAGAUAGUGGCACGGGGCAGCUUAUAGUUUCCAAGAAGGUUGUUUCAAUAUAAAUGGACUCGGAUAUUUCACAUCUUGGUGAAGAAGUGUGAGUUUCAGCAAAAGCAAGGACUACAUUCCCCGGUAAUGGGCUCCUUGUGGAGACUGUGGACUAGCAGAAUGAAGGGGUUUUGGUAAUCCAGUCAGUCCUUCCUUCACGCUGAACCGUCCCUGUCCCCAUUACACAUGGACGGCGCUAUCGUAACUUGGCAAAGCUCUCCUUCGCCGCUUCUGGCGCUGAGCCAGGGGAGGACGUUUAACCCUCUCUUGCAGGAUGUGGGUUGCACGCAUUUUUAUGUAAUAAAAAAAAAUAUUCGACAGAACUUUACCGAUAUUCUAUAGACAUUUUUUGGCAUGUUAAGUACUGAAUAACACUUUUUCCUCCCCUUCCCCUCCCUUCUAUGCUGUAAGCUGUAUUGUAGACCCUUCUGGCCUGAGUGAAUUUAAUGGAAAUUUCAGGUAAUUAUUUGGCAACCUGCCGCUCUACCUAUAACUCCCAUGAAUAAGCGAGGGUGGAAUGUUUUCUCGGAAGUUCACCCCGAGAGCUCCACCAGCGGCAGCAACCGGUUCCUGCCCUCGCCGUGGAGAGACAACUUUGACUUCACACGGCUCCCACACCCGCUCCUCCCAGCAAGCCUGUACUGCCUUGUCAACUGGAGCGUGGAAAUCAGGCGCCGUUGCUCCCAGGCCCGGGUUCCAGAGGCCACGGUCGGUCUCGCAUCCACUCUGGGACAUGGUAAUCAUUAAGAUGCAACCUGCAACCUAUUUACCGACGGCCCCGUGGUAACAUGGUUACAGGUAGUUUCCCAUGACCAAUCCACAAAUCAAUUUGGUUUCGAUGACCCAAGAUGUUUGAUUGAUACCUAAAACGCAGUCUUCCCCGCCUCACCCCCGUCUACACCCUCCUGUUUGAAGUUGAGAUCAAGUGUUUAUGUCGAGACUCGAUUCCGUGUAAAGAAGAUUGCUCUUCCUCCCCACGGUCUCUCUCAGGAUGAGGGUUAAAUGGGUCCAAGGGUUUAUAGAGGACUUUGGGCCAAAUUAGGAAAACGGGACCAAUCCAGAAUGCCAACUUGGUCGGCAGGCAGAGGAUGGGCCGCAGGGCCUGUUUCCGGGUUGUACAGCUCUAUGACUCCUAAGUACCCUCUUAUUUCCACAGCCCCCUGGGCAUGACCAGGGUUGGGGGUUCAACCCCUCGGAGCCCGCUGGCACCUUUGGUUGGAAGCUCCACUGACGUAUCUCGGUGGCAACGUUCUUGAAUUUUAAAAGAGAAUCGUGGCCCUGGGAGGGAAACAAGGCCCACGCGACUUCCCACCAAACCCUCCUCUGCCUCGACAGUUGCAAUACUUUUUACGACUAAUUAAUAGAAAUCCGCGGUAGGCUUCUGCUUUUUAACGCCACCCUGCUGUUUUAUCCCCUCCACUCUGAUGCUGAACGUUUCAUUCCAAUGUCCUCCAAUCAUUUCGGAACCCAGCUUCGUGGGUUAAUUUUUUUGGUUGGGCAAAACUUUCGAGAAAGAGAAAAAUCAAAAUGCAUUUGGUGAAAAAAGAUGUCAAUUUUCUAAAAAGCUCCAGGAUCUGGGAAUCAACUUCUGGGUAAAUCCGGUCACAUUACAAGGUUGUCCCUGUAGUUUCAGUCAGACGCACCUCGUAGUUCCAUUAAAUUCUCAGUCCAGCUCAUCCUUGAGCCAUUCACAGAGUCUUCAACCCUCUUCUUUCCACCAUCCUUCCUUAAUCCCUGUCGCAAUAAGUCGCCUAGCUUCUGUGCUUGUUAUAAUUUGAUUGAGCAUGUGUGUAUAUAAAUCCACUGCCUAAUUUAUUCUGCUACAUUGUUAAUUAUAGAGUAGAUGGGAACCUGUACUCGCAUUUACAUACAGUCACUAGAUGUCUGGCUCUGUAACCUGCUAUAAUUGUUAUCUCAUUAAAAGUUAACUGAAACUAG
Molecule: messenger RNA, 4965 nt
Organism: Amblyraja radiata (thorny skate)
Lineage: Eukaryota; Metazoa; Chordata; Chondrichthyes; Rajiformes; Rajidae
Product: paired box protein Pax-7
Exons: 9
Coding region: 497-2005 (502 amino acids)
Biological process (GO): anatomical structure development; regulation of transcription by RNA polymerase II
Molecular function (GO): RNA polymerase II cis-regulatory region sequence-specific DNA binding; DNA-binding transcription factor activity, RNA polymerase II-specific
Source: RefSeq, a predicted model, not a curated record